AUGCUCUUGCUGGAGGCAUUGCUCGAACGGAUCUGGCUGGCACUGGAGCAGCAUCAAGCACGGCUGAACAAACGGCGCCAGCAGCGGAAAUAUCAAGAGCGGCCUGCCUGGAAAAAGAAUUGGGCGACCGACAAAGCGCGAGAGAAUCAGUGGCGAGUAGAUGCUAUCUGGGGAGCGAAAGAACUCCGAUACGCAUACCUUGAUUCCAAGGAGGAAAUUGGAACGCCUUGCGGAGAUUUCUGGACCGAGGACGUGGGCGACUUUGAUCACGUUAUUGACAUCAACCGCAUGUUGGCCAACGAAGACGAGGUUCAACUGCAAUUUGAUCAGGAGGACAACGAGACCGAA
Molecule: messenger RNA, 348 nt
Organism: Mesorhabditis spiculigera
Lineage: Eukaryota; Metazoa; Nematoda; Chromadorea; Rhabditida; Rhabditidae
Source: the annotation of a GenBank genome assembly